Messenger RNA from Schizosaccharomyces osmophilus, 462 nucleotides. RefSeq names its product Schizosaccharomyces specific protein. The coding region runs from base 1 to 462 and encodes 153 amino acids. The transcript has a single exon. The record is from RefSeq and is a predicted model, not a curated record. Lineage: Eukaryota; Fungi; Ascomycota; Schizosaccharomycetes; Schizosaccharomycetales; Schizosaccharomycetaceae.
AUGCCUCCCAUAUCAACGGAAGAUCCCGAAAAUGGUCCCGAAAACGUCGGGUUUGAUCCUUCAUCAACGUUAUUAGGCAGAUUCCUCAUUUGCCUAGUAGUAGUUUUGUGCUUCUUGUUUAUUGUUUCUGUGCUAUUUCGACAACGAAGGAAUGCUCUACAAAUUUUGCAUGAGCAACAAGAACUUAUUUCGAGACAACGGAGAGGCCGCAUUGAAGCUACGGAUGCGGCCUUACAGAGACGACGAAACAAUGAGCCUUUGCCUACCUAUGAACCUCCAGAAAUAUCUGGUUACGAGAAUCUUGAAGACUAUCCUGUUUCAAAUACCCCUCCACCACCGGCUACUUUUAAUGAGCUUGGAGAGUUCGUAGAACAAAAUCCCGUUAGUACCGCAGAAUUUUCUGAGAUGCCACCUUCUUACGAAAACAUACUUGUUGCGCAGGAUAAAACGAGUUUCAGUUGA